GCUGGCGCGACCAUCGACGUGAACGACCUUGUGAAGUGCCAGCCGGUCAUGGCCACCAACAGGCGCGCCCUGUCCAUCACAGAGGCCGAGGGCGACGCGAGGUCCCGCCGCGAAGGCAUCGACCGCAAGGCGGCCCUGGCGCCCGAGGACAGGAAGCGCCUCGACAAGAACGUGGCGCAGCACUACAGCUUCCAGUGGCCUCAGACGAUGCUGGUAGACGAUGCGACCAUGGGGCGCCUCAUGAAAAUGUUCACCAAGAAGACUCAUGUGAAGCCAUUGGGGGGGCUCAUUCAGUUGGUCCGCUGGCACAUGCUGCUCAUGGCGGGCUACGCGCGCGCUGCGGGCCCCGACCGGGGGAAAAUCAGCCUCGCGACGCUCCUACACUGCCGCGAUUGGGUCAUGAAGAAGGCUUGCGACGGCGACUGCGCCCGCGAGAAGAUCAAGCGCUUGAUCGACGCGGACUUCGAGAUGAGGGCCAACUGGACGCUCGGGAACAGCGCCGAGGAGCAUCCGACGCUCGCGGCAGCUAUCCAACACCACGGGCACGAGAGCGCCUACCUCUUCCAGGAUGUCAGCAAGACGACCAACACCCACGGACAUUAUGAGCGGAGCGAGGACAACAACCAGAGCCGCGCCAGCUCGGCCAAGGGCUACCAGAACAACCAACCGUGCCAGAGCCGCGGCCGGAGCCGCAGCCAGCGGGCAGAGACGGGCGACAAACCCUUCAUGCCCCAGAAGAAAACACCUAGCGGGGCCGAGAUUUGCGCGUUCUACAACAAG
This is a messenger RNA of Prorocentrum cordatum, 780 nucleotides long. NCBI's taxonomy places the organism in Eukaryota, Dinophyceae, Prorocentrales, Prorocentraceae. The record is from the annotation of a GenBank genome assembly.